Molecule: messenger RNA, 1579 nt
Organism: Hirundo rustica (Barn swallow)
Lineage: Eukaryota; Metazoa; Chordata; Aves; Passeriformes; Hirundinidae
Gene: C1H1orf35
Product: chromosome 1 C1orf35 homolog
Exons: 9
Coding region: 337-1266 (309 amino acids)
Source: RefSeq, a predicted model, not a curated record
GCCCUGCCCGCGGUGGUAGCGCCGGGGCGGGCGCGGGUUCGGCGGCCGGAGGUGCGUGAGGGGAGCGGCUUUGGGGAAUUCGGGAUUUGGGGGCUCCGGGUGCGACCCCGCGGGUCGGGUCCGCCCGGUCCUCGCACUCCCCAACCCGGAGGGGCUCGGGAUGCAGGGAACCACCCCGAGCUGCCCUCACACGCCUCGGGGACGGGCAAACUCCCGUCUCAGGCCCUGCAGCGUCCAGGUCGUGGAGCUUCCCCCGGUUCUGACCCCCUUCCCAGACCCUGAAACUCUCCCUCAGGUCAGCAGAAUCCCCCCGAAUCUGCUGCGGGGCGCGGCGCCAUGUUCGGCUCCUCGCGGGGCGGGGUCCGGGGGGGCCAGGACCAGUUCAACUGGGAGGACGUCAAGACGGACAAACAGCGUGAGAAUUACCUGGGGAACUCCCUGAUGGCGCCAGUGGGGCGGUGGCAGAAGGGCAAGGACCUGACCUGGUACGCCAAGGGCAAGAAGGACACGGCUCCCCCGUUAUCCCGGGAGGAAGAGCUGGCUGCCGUCCGCCUGGCCGAGCAGGAGGCCAUGAUGGCAGCACUGGGCUACAAGAACUUGAAGAGGCAGCCCACGGGCCUCAGCAAGGAGGACCUGGCUGAGGUGUGCAAGAGGGAUGGCGCCGAGCGGGACGAGAAGGACGUGGAUCGGGUGGUGGGUUUGGGCAGCUCCAGCGGCAGCGCCGGCAGGGUGAUGCUCUCCAAGGAGGACAAAGAGGCGGCCAAGAUGGGGCUCUCGGUCUUCACGCAUCAGAAAGUCUCCAGCAGCCCAGAGACAUCUGGCUCCAAGAAGAAGCAGGAAAAGGAGGAGAAAGUGGAGGAGAAACAACCCGAGAGUGGCAAAAAAUCCAAAAAGGAGAAAAAGAAGGAGAAAAAGAACAAGAAGAAGAAGAAACAUAAGAAGGAGAAGAAGAAGGACAAGGACAAGCAUUCCAAGAAGGAUGCAGCCCCAUCAUCCUCCGAUUCUUCCCCAGAUCGGGAUAAGAGGCAGCACCGCAGGAGAACGCGGCAGCACUCGGAGGCAUCGCGGCACGGCAGCCGGCGGCGGCGGGACACGGACUCCUCGGCGAGCGGCGGCGAUGCGGGCCGGAGCCGCCGGCGCAGCCGGAGCAGGGACGGGCGCGGCCGCCACCCGAGCCCGCGGCGGAAGGGCAGGAAGAGGAGCGGGUCCCGCUCCCCGCCGGCCCGCGGGGUCCGGCAGCGCCACGACACCGACUCGGAGGACUGAGCAGGGAGCCUGGGCUUGUUUCAGGGAGAUCUUCCAGAGAUUUCUAUUUUUUUGAAGGCGAUUAAGUGAAAAACGCUGCAGCCCCGCGGGCACUGGGGCGGAGUCUGGCGAAGGUGCUGUGGUGCCGGCAGGGCCUGGGCACCCCUCUCCUCGCUCCCUGAAAUCCAUCCGGGCAGGAUUGAGCACGGAGGAUGCUGUGGGUGGGGAUGGUGCUGGGGUGGUUCUGGCUGUGGUGCUGAAAACGCUGUGGAUACCUCGUGUUUAUGUAUAGAGACUUUGGAAGAGAUUAUUAUUAUUAUUAUUAUUAUUAUUA